This is a messenger RNA of Vitis riparia (riverbank grape), 1752 nucleotides long. Its product is annotated as myb family transcription factor PHL5-like. The transcript is spliced from 9 exons. NCBI's taxonomy places the organism in Eukaryota, Viridiplantae, Streptophyta, Magnoliopsida, Vitales, Vitaceae. The coding region runs from base 945 to 1490 and encodes 181 amino acids. Gene Ontology annotation, molecular function: DNA binding; DNA-binding transcription factor activity. The record is from RefSeq and is a predicted model, not a curated record.
UCUUCAUUAGAGAAUAGCUUGAUAUUUCUUAUAAGCCUUUCUAUGUGGAAGUUAAUUGCAGCAUCCUUUAAAUGUCAAACUCAUCUAUCUUUCUGAGUGGAAGUUAAUUGCAACGUCCUUGAAGUUGAUUAUAGGGGACAUCUUCCUUGAUUUUCUUUUCAUAGUAUAGACAGUUUUUUGAUUCGUAAAUAUUCAAUGUAUUAAAAGCGUCCAACAAAAUGGCCACUAAAGUAUACAUGAUAUGUACAAAGGCACCACUUAACUGAGUGGUAGAAUACAAAAAACAACUCCCAACCACUACUUAAAGCUUAGGUUGUCAAUAUAGUCCAACAUGGACAAGAAAUCAACUCCUAUGCACACACCGACUCUUUCCCAGAAAUUACACACACAAAAAAAAUUAAAUUGUUUUGAGUGCUUGUUCUGUUUGUUCGAAAUUCUUAAACGCUCACCUAUUUCUCUCCAUCCGUAUUGUCCAAAAAUAAAUAAGGGAGCAGUUCUCCAAGUUAUUUCUCUCCUCUCAUAAGGACCUUUCAAAUAUCUAUUUUGACUAUUGAUAUCUGAAAGGUUCCUGGGUGUUCAUCAGUUAUGAGAAGAUAUCCUUGUAAAAUGGAUUAAUAAGAACACUAUAGUUAAGUACCCAUUUGGGAGGAGGAACCUCAGGACUUAAGUUUUUUUAUUCUUUAUUUAUCAUCUCAUGCAAAUGUUGCACUUAAAUAGGAUUUGUCCAAAGAAAAAGGUGAUGUUGACACAGAGAGGUUAGUACUUUUUUGUUCUUAUUUUUAUAAGAUAAUCAAGUUUCAGUGAAGGACACAAGUAAGAGGGAGAGUGGUAGAAGGGAAAAAGAGAGAGAGGAAGAGAGAUUGGCAGUGACAAAAGGUCAUCGAUCAUUCCUAUCAAUCUUAGGCAUAAUUAAAACGCAUCAGUGAAGCUGAGGACUAAAGCUGAUGACAGGUUCAGAUGGACCAAGUCGCUUUUGUUCUCUUCUUUUGCAGCAUAUGCUAGAAUCUGCAGAAGGGAAAUCUGAGAAAGGGGCCAGCUCCAAUGAUGUGCCUCAUCUUGAUAAUGAAGAUGGCAAGCAGAUCAGGGAGGCACUGCAGCUGCAACUUGAUCUUCAGAGGCGUCUCCAUGAGCAGUACUCAGAGGUUCACGGCUACUUGUGCAAGAGUUCUCCACUUGCACAGCAGGCCCAGUGUGCUACAUCUUCUUCUGAGGGUGUUUCUAUUGCUUCUGCCGAUCCUGUAUCCCCAGUUCUUCACAGUAAACCCCGAAUCAGGUGGACUCCAGAUCUUCAUGAGCACUUUGUUGAGUGUGUAAAUCGCCUGGGUGGAGCUGAGAAAGCAACCCCAAAAGCCAUACUCAAGCUGAUGGAUUCAGAAGGACUGACCAUCUUUCAUGUGAAACGCCAUUUGCAGAAAUAUCGGAUUGCAAAGCACAAGCCAGGAUUUGCAGGAGGGAAAUCUGAGAACAUGGAAGGCAGUUCAUCCGUUUGAUGUUUGACUUGGACAAGAAGUUAAAGACUCUCCAAAAAGUAGAAAAUUUCAGUGCUUUGAAGAAUCUGAAGCGCCUCAUUUGACAUACAAUCUUCCUUGAAUAUCUGAGGAGCCAUGGAUGGAGUUCGUCAGGCGAGGGGAAAAGGACAUCCAUUGAGAUACGUGAUACUUACAUUUUAAUCCUUCAUUGAUUAUGUGGACAUUUUAGUUCUUUACAUGGACAUCCAUUGAGAUAUAUGAAAGUUAUAUUUUAGUUCCUCUA